Boleophthalmus pectinirostris (great blue-spotted mudskipper) is the source of this 7244-nucleotide messenger RNA. RefSeq names its product rho guanine nucleotide exchange factor TIAM1-like. Gene Ontology annotation, cellular component: synapse; cytosol; plasma membrane. Gene Ontology annotation, molecular function: guanyl-nucleotide exchange factor activity; protein binding. Lineage: Eukaryota; Metazoa; Chordata; Actinopteri; Gobiiformes; Gobiidae. The record is from RefSeq and is a predicted model, not a curated record. The transcript is spliced from 30 exons. Gene Ontology annotation, biological process: activation of GTPase activity; positive regulation of axonogenesis; small GTPase-mediated signal transduction. Bases 376 to 5283 code for a protein of 1635 amino acids.
AGAAGGCAGCAUGUGUGGCUGUGUGCUGUAGUAGUUUUCUCUGUGCCGGAGUCUGGGACAUGACUGAGGAUUCCCUUGUUUGCUCAUAGUAUGGACGCAUGCUCCUGACUGCUUGGCUGUUACUGAAACAAGGAUACAACUGUUACCAGAACGCAAGGACCAACCGCCAAGCAAGUACAGGGAAUCGUGCCAGUGUUGUUCCAGAAAGUCCCCUCUCUAUGGAGCUGAUGAGUGCAGUGAAGUGAAGUGUGGCUAUUAUCUUGUAGUAGAUCUGAUACCGUUGUUUGAGAAUGAGCACAUUGCAUAAGACCCAAAAUACUUCUCCGUGCUGAUGUGCUGACACGGAUGAUGCUGCAUUUUCAUCAAAGUUGAAUCAUGGGAAACGUGGAGAGCCAAAAUGGUGAGCUGUAUCGGGAUGCAUCGGGCCACAUAUCCCGAAAACACACGUCCCGAACCCUCCGUCUCGGCACAAAACAACCAGCAAUCACCCGGCGUUCCAGACUCUCCUCCUCUGUCAAACAAGAACAUAGAAACUCAGAGGCCUCAACGCGCUCCUCCAGCACGCCCAGUAUCCCACAGUCCUUAGCGGAGAAUGGAAUUGACCCCUUCGAUGCUCCAGAUGGAUUUGGAGAUUUUGGAAUCAACCCUCAUUGGACACAGAGGAUGGCAAUGACACUGAGACCGGAGUCGUUCCAACACGACGAGGAUAACUUAGCUACGCCCACCCCGGAAACUUCAGAGGCAGAUACAGUCGCCCCAGAUGGAGAGGAUUCAAUGGGGGAAGGGGAGGAUGUUGGAGAUGAAAGGUAUAUGCUAAGGAUGAGUGACGGGGUUCAAGAUGGCGGCAGUAAUUUUAAGAAGAAGCGCUCAAAGUCAGCAGAUAUGUGGAGGGAGGACAGUCUGGAGUUUUCACUGUCAGACUUGAGUCAUCUGACGAGCACUGAAGAGAUCAUUGAUGGUGCUGAGGAAGAGGAGUUCACACAUCCCAGAGGCAACACAGGGUCGGCAGAGAGAGCAUCAUCGCUGGACCAUCUGUGCAGCCAGCAGAGUGCAGGCCUCAGGGGGCAGAGAAAACGCUUCACCAAAAACCGCAGCGAACCCGACUGCGAUGGUGAUGAGGAGGAGGGGGAGGAGGGACUCAUGUCUCCCACAGACGAAGAGGGCGGCGGAUACGGGGCGUUCACUCUCCCCUGUCGGAGGUCCCACUGUCUCUCUGAAGGGCUCUCGGGGCUGGGGAUACCUGCACCACCCUGUCCCGCUUUUCAAGGACGGAGAGCACAGACUACACAGGACAUCUCUGGUGUUCUGGGUGAAGGCAGUGAAUAUGGUGACAGUGGAAUUGAUGGUGUUACCGCAGAGAUGGAUGGAGAGGCAGAGCUCCUGUCACGCCGCUGUAAGGCCAUGUCCACCUCCUUCUCCGUGUACUCUGCGGCCGACAGCAGCAUUUUCAAUGGGAGUGACAGCGGCAGCAGCAGCGCCGGAGGAGGAGACGGCAGAGGAGGUGAAGGAGGGAGAGGAGGGAUCUAUGAGAACUUCCGAAAAGAGUUAGACAAUCAAGCUUGGACACACUCUGCCAGAGACUGCACAGAGGAGGGCGGGUCAGCGGUGAGCGAUGAGCAAAGCAGUGGUACUCUUAGCAGCGCCUAUCCAUCAGAUCCUGUGGUGGGCUCGGCUCAAGGCACUGUCCGUAAGGCAGGAGCAUUAUCUGUCAAGAACUUUCUGGUUCAUAAGAAAAACAAAAAAGUGGAGACAGCCACAAGACGCAAAUGGAAACGCUACUGGGUCUCAUUAAGAGGUUGUACUCUGUACUUGUAUGAAACGGAUGGUCGAUCGGGGAUAGACCAUAACAGCACUCCUAAACAUGCGCUGUGGGUGGAGAACAGCAUUGUACAAGCUGUGCCUGAACAUCCGAAGAAAGACUUUGUCUUCUGCCUCAGUAACUCAAUUGGAGAUGCAUUCCUCUUCCAGACCUCGAGUCAGACAGAGCUGGAGAACUGGAUAACUGCAAUCCAUUCGGCCUGUGCCACAGCUCUGGCCCGUCAGCACCACAGAGAAGACACGGUGAGACUGCUCCGGACUGAGAUCCGAAAACUGGAGCAGAAGAUCGACAUGGAUGAGAAGAUGAAGAAGAUGGGAGACAUGCAGCUGUCUACAGUCACCGACACCAAGAAGAGGAAGACCAUACUAGAGCAGAUCUUCCUGUGGGAACAAAACCUGGAACGCUUUCACAUGGAUCUGUUCCGCUGCCGGUGCUACCUGGCCAGUCUGCAGGGGAGUGAGCCCCCCAAUCCCAAGCGCCUGCUGGGCUGUGCCUCACGGCCCUCCAAACUGGCUAUGGGACGAUUAGGGAUCUUCUCUGUUUCCUCUUUCCAUGCUCUGGUGUCAGCGCGGACAGAAUGCAGUAUCAGGAGGCGAAACCAAGCGGCCAUGCCACGCACCUCCAGCAAACGCAGGAGCCGCUUCUCGUCCCUGUGGGGCCUGGACACCACCUCCAAAAGGAAGAGCAAGACACACCCCUCCGUUAACCAGGUCUUUGUGGAUGGGACUGAGCCAGUGCGAAAACCUUUGGAACAAAUGUUUGAAGACUCUGCUAGCGAGAAAUCGAAGGAUAGAGAAGGCUCGGUGAAAAGUCUUCCACAGCAGAACAUGGACAGUGACAUCUGGGUGCCCGAUUAUGUGGCUCCGUCCUGGGUAUGUUUACCCAACGAUCAGCCCAUCCUGGCUAUCAUCCGACCUGGAGAGACAGCACUGGAGGUUCUCAGCUCUGUCUGCAAGACCCACAAGCUUGAAACAUCCAGCCAUUACCUUCGAUUAAAAGUUUGGGUUGAUCACCAAAUGCUCAUCUAUGUGCCAAAACUUGAAGAGGAAAUUUCAGAUGUGCUCUACAAAGAGAUUGAAAUCAGCCCAAAAGCUACAAAGGUGGUCUGCUUUGACAAAUAUGAGUCCUGCACUGCGGGAUAUGGUUUUUCUGUAGCAGUGAUUGAUGAGGAUGGAACCCAGCAGCUGCAUAUCACUGAAGUCAAACCUGAUGGACUGGCAGCAGCUAAAGGUAUUCGAGCGGGGGAUGAGAUCUUGUUCCUGAAUGGUAAAUCAGCGUGUGCUUUGGACAUGGAGGACAUGAGGGGUGCAUUUGUGAACCAAGCAGUGUCCCUGACUCUGAGUGUCCUGCCACAGCUCGACCCCCGCACCGUCUGCCCUGCCCCACCUCGCCGCACGUACGGGGAGCAGGACACAUCCACGGAUAUCUUCUCCCAGAGCCAAGAGGAUAUUCUGGAUGAAGUCUCAGGACUGACAGUGGAGAGCCCUAAUGAAACCUUGGACUCAUCUCUCCAACUCCAGAGCCCCUCAGAUCCAGAUGAUCCAGCCUGCAUAACAAUGGGACAGAGGAGCUCAGAGCAGGUGAUUGGUUUCUGCCGCAGUCUCAACGACAUAAACACUCCUGAAGCUUCUUCCUCGUCAUCCUCAUCCUCCUCGCUGUCCCCUAGUCCAGUCUCCGCUGCCCCACCUGCUGUUGGCACGGCAACCCAGAAACAGCUCACACACGCAGACAAACUCCGCAAGGUCAUCAAUGAACUGGUGGACACUGAGAAAACUUAUGUCAAAGAUCUCAGGUUCCUCAUAGAUUGUUACUUAAAGCCUUUGCAGAAAGACAGCAUCCUAACACAAGAUGAGUUGGAUGUCUUGUUUGGAAACCUUGGAGAGAUGGUGGAUUUCCAAGUGGAAUUUCUCCGUACUUUGGAGGACGGGAUCAGAUUGGUUCCAGAUUUGGACUGUCUGGAAAGAGUGGAGCACUUUAAGAAAGUUCUGUUUUCUCUGGGAGGAUCUUUCUUGUAUUAUGCUGAUCGCUUCAAAAUCUACAGCGCCUUCUGUGCCAGCCAUACCAAAGUCCCUAAAGUCCUGGCCAAAGCAAAAACUGAUCCCGAUUUCAAAGCCUUCCUGGCUGAGAGAAACCCCAGACAGCAGCAUUCGUCCACCCUGGAGUCAUACCUGAUCAAACCCAUUCAGAGGGUCCUUAAAUACCCCCUACUGCUGAGGGAGCUGUACUCUUUGACUGACCCAGACAGUGAGGAGCACUAUCAUCUGGAUGUUGCAAUGAAAGCCAUGAACAAAGUGGCAAGUCACAUCAACGAAAUGCAAAAGCUGCAUGAAGAAUAUGGAGCAGUGUUUGAUCAGCUCAUCAGUGAACAGACAGCCAAUAAAAAAGUGGUUCCUGACCUCUCAAUGGGAGAUCUGCUUCUCCACUCCACAGUGAGCUGGAUCAAUGCUCCAUCCACUUUGGUCAAGAGUAAAAAGGACCCAGAGUUGGCUGCUUUUGUAUUCAAAACAGCCGUUGUUUUUGUCUACAAGGAAUCAUCCAAGCACAGGAAGAAAAUUGGUACGUCUCACCGAGCCUCCGUCAACGAAGACAAGGUUCCUUUCCGAUUCCGUCACAUGAUCUCAACUGACACUUUGCAAGUUCGUGUACCUGCAAAUUCUGAGGGCACAGCCAUGUGUGAAAUUGUCCACACCAGGUCCGAAUCUGAGGGAAGACCAGAAACAACUUUUCAACUCUGCUGCCGUUCUCCGGAGAGUAAGAAGGACUUCCUGAAAGCCGUGCACUCCACAAUCAGAGAGAAACGCCGGCUACAGCUUCUCAAAACUGAGUCUCUGCCUCUGAACCAACAGUAUGUCCCGUUUGGAGGGAAACGCUUGUGUGUACUGAAAGCACGGCCAUCCAUGACCAAAGCAGCCUCUGCUCCAACUCGAACUCUCAGAAAACUGGUGAGAAACCGCUUCACUAUUGAUACGGACCUCAUCUUCCAUGGCAACAACAACAGUCAAGAUUCUGAUCCUUCAGACCCCUCCAACCCUACUUCUUGCUUGAUGCCUUCCCAGCAUGCACUUCUUCAGCCCCGCAAACCUCAGGGAGAGGACACAGACCGAUGGGUAGAGGAACAAUUUAACUUGGGGUCCUAUGAAGAGCAAGCGACUGUCACUCAAGUCAAAGAAACAGACAUUUUGAGUGAUGAUGACGAAUAUUGCAAGUCUGUGAGGCCAGCAUCUACAGAGCCUACUGAUUUGGAGGCAAAAAUGAAUGAACUUGACAUAGAAACAGAAAGAAACUGCAAUGAUGCUGGGCAAAUGAACUCGAUAAGCUCUUGCAGUGUUGCUUUGUCCCAUUCUCCCACCCUGUCAUUAAAGGUUGCACCCCGAAAGCAGUGUGCAGUGGAGGAGGCAACCAAUAUGGACCAUAAAAUAAUUUGGGUGAGGCGAGAUGAUCGCUGCAAUGGUGAUGUCUUCUGAAUAAUUAUUAUAAGUUGAACAUUGCUUAACCAACAGGUUGAACAAAAAACAAGCUUUAAAGUAAAACUAUUUAAAACUAGAGGAAGACCUGUGUACUGCAUUCCCAUUUACUUAUAUCCCUGGUCUGACAAUCCCACAUGUACAGGGAGUUAACCAAAUUGGUUCCAACAAAAUAGAAGCUUAACUUUUAUUUUGUUGGGACCAGUUUGAAGACACAAGUUGUUUUGUUACACUCUACUAUCUCACAUUAUCCUUGUAUGCGACUAUGUGAACAGCUGCACUGCAUGUUUACGCCAAUACAAAGUGCACAUACUGAAACAAAAGCACCUAAACGUAGGCAGCUAAUGCAUAAACACUGAUGAUUCUGGCCAAAAGAUGUAUAUUUUUCCACACAAAAUGAUGGUGUUUUAUUUUUCGGACUCAGAAACUGUUUGUAUUGGAGCACCCAAGGGCUGUGUUACUGACUUUCUCAUCAGGGGCGUCUGGCUCAGCACCACUCUGCAGCAGAUGGUGAAAUCCAACUAGCUUUAUCGUGAUUUAAUUGAGUUAACUUAAUAUCGGCUGCACAUUGCUUUGUAAAGGCAAGCGGACAAUGUUGUGCCAUUAACCUUGUCUACAAAAUGUGUUGCAGCUCACUUUGUCUCCUAGAAUACCUUUUUAACAAUAUAGUUUGGACAAUAUAUAGUCUACUUAUUUAAUAUACGCCUUUUUACUGUAUUUUUACACUAAUGAUGAGAUUCCCAGUGUUAUAAACUGUUUGUAAAUUGUAAAUGGUGCCAUAACUCUUAAAGCAACACUGUGUAACUUUUUUUUUUUUUUACCUGAAACUUGGUCUACAGUGUUGAUAACAUCCACUGGUCCCAUAACACAGUUACAAUCAAUGCAUCAAUAAGCUACAGUGGCUUUGGGGACAUAGGCUUUUGUAUUAUUUAUUCAUUUCCUCAUCGUCACUUAAUUAUAUACUGUAUACUGUACUAAUUAAUGGUGUGUUCCUUUUGUUGCCACAGCUGCCCUGGGACAAGCCAAAAAAAACAUCAUUGCUAGUUUAUGGCCUAUUCAAAUGCCAUCUAACAGGCAAUCAAGCUAAAUUUGAUUGGAGAGGUGUCUUGCCCAAGGGCACAAAGGUCAUUUGAGCUGGGGAUACUAUCAAACAACUCCAGUGUUACCACAGUAGCUUCUAAUGUAUUAUUAUGGCAAAUUUACUAUGUGCUUAUUUUCUGUCUCCAUUUCAUGAACUUCAAUAAUAACUUGACUCUGAACUUAUCAUGAGUUUCAGGUUGGAUAUUUAGUUGCAGAAAGUUACAUAGUGUUGUUUUAAGAUGGAUGAGCUUGUGUCAUAUGAAUGUCUAAUGUCCAUUUUGUGUUACGGAAAUCUUCUCAUUGCUCUGUUGUUGUGCUUACUUGUUGUCUUUAUUCUGAAUGCCGUUAUGAUUACCUAUCACUAUCCUGUUUUACUUGAAUUUUCUUUGUUUUUAAGAAACUAUUUGACCGGAGCCAUGCUAGUGACUGUACUGUAGAUGGAAAUUCAAUCAUGCAGUUUACCCAUAGCCCUUAAACCUUUUCCAUAGUAUCAGACAAUGUCACAACUUUUCAGGAAUGCCAGCGCAACACCUGUAACGUUAUUUCUCCUGCAUUUCCCCUUGUGACCACCAGGCUGCGCUGUUUCACUGUAUUGUCACCACAUGCUCACAGCCUUGCACCUUAAUGGAUGUAUUCAACAGCACUUAAUAUCCAACUUUAACAGGGGAUUCACGCAAGGAGAGAUCAACUUUUGGGGGGAUGCUGUUGUGAUGUUGAACUUAUAGAUUUUAGCUUCCUGUCUCAUGACCCAGACUGUGAGGUACAAUCUCCUUAGAGGCAAUAUCCUGUGAGAAAUUUGACCUUUUUGUACUUUGAGAAAACUGUUCGUACAACCGCUGUGGAGUGUCAUUUUUACGUCAAAAUAAAUUUUAUAAAGCGAU